CAGCGUUAGAGGUCGGUAGUGGAAGGAGAAGAAAUCAGUGGCAGGCGUUGAGUUUUCUGUGGUUAUAAGAAACAAGCUUAAGCCAUAAGGAAUGGCCUCUUCUCUCAUCUUCAGGAUCUCUCCCCUCGCUACUCUCUCCACAACUCUACACUUCCCCAAACCCAUCUCUCCUAUUCUCCUCUCUACUCACAACUCCAUGUCUCUUUCUCAGCUCAAUUCCACCAAGAUGGAAGGAACUGAAAUUACUGAGGAAGUGACAGAGAUUUCAGGACCCAAUGGGAAUGUGAAGAAGAAAAUCUUUGUUGCUGGUGCAACUGGAAGUACUGGCAAGAGAAUUGUGGACCAGCUUCUGGCAAAAGGUUUUCAUGUCAAAGCAGGGGUUCGUGACUUGGAAAAGGCCAAAACUUCACUUUCCCAUGACAACCCAGCCCUUCAAAUUGUGAAAGCUGAUGUAACAGAGGGUUCUGAGAGGCUAGCAGAAGCAAUAGGUGAUGAUUCAGAAGCUGUGAUAUGUGCUACGGGGUUCAAGCCUGGAUGGGAUUUGUUUGCUUCAUGGAAGGUUGACAAUUUUGGCACGGUAAACCUUGUUGAAGCAUGCCGUAAACUAGGUGUGAAUAGAUUCAUACUUGUCAGUUCCAUUUUAGUCAAUGGAGCUGCCAUGGGACAGAUACUUAAUCCAGCUUACAUCUUUCUCAAUGUUUUUGGACUCACCUUAAUAGCAAAGCUUCAGGCCGAGCAAUAUACCAGGAAAUCUGGUAUAAACUACACAAUAAUAAGGCCUGGUGGGUUGAGAAAUGAACCUCCGACAGGAAAUCUUGUAAUGGAGCCAGAGGAUACUCUUUAUGAAGGUACCAUAUCCAGAGAUAAGGUUGCAGAAGUUGCUGUUGAGGCAUUAGUCUAUCCUGAAGCAUCUUACAAAGUUGUAGAAAUAGUUUCACGUGACGAUGCUCCGAAGCGAUCAUAUGAAGAUCUUUUUGGUUCGAUAAAGCAACGGUGAAUUCUGAGUUCAAAUCCAGAAUAUAUUUUAUUGGCAGAGGAAUAUAUCUGAAUUCUUGCUUUCUGGUGGCAGAAAUAUGUUUGCCUAUUUUCCCUGUUUAUAUUUACUCUGUUCUGUUCAUUUAUUAACAAAAUGGCGUUUUGCUUCUGUUUUUACGACGUAUAUAAUGUUAUAAGAAGUAUUUGUUAUUUCUGCUA
Molecule: messenger RNA, 1194 nt
Organism: Quercus robur (English oak)
Lineage: Eukaryota; Viridiplantae; Streptophyta; Magnoliopsida; Fagales; Fagaceae
Exons: 5
Coding region: 92-997 (301 amino acids)
Source: RefSeq, a predicted model, not a curated record